Solanum pennellii is the source of this 5738-nucleotide messenger RNA. Its product is annotated as mechanosensitive ion channel protein 1, mitochondrial-like. NCBI's taxonomy places the organism in Eukaryota, Viridiplantae, Streptophyta, Magnoliopsida, Solanales, Solanaceae. The transcript has 6 exons. Gene Ontology annotation, biological process: transmembrane transport. Gene Ontology annotation, cellular component: membrane. The coding region runs from base 234 to 1619 and encodes 461 amino acids. The record is from RefSeq and is a predicted model, not a curated record.
ACAACUUAACUUGUUUUCCAGAAAUGUAUAUAUGUUAAAUAUCUAAUUUAACAUUAUUUAUAAAAGGCACCUUCUGUUUACUUUGCGCUUUAACUUCUCUGCUUCUACAGUUCCUUUAAUGGUGAAUUGUUGCUCUUUAUGUUGUUGCAGAUUGAAGAUGAGCAUUGUUGGUUGGUUGAAGUUAGCAUAAUUUCAUUUGAGAUACACAUUUCUUGUUCAAAAUCUACACAUUGAUGGCUGCUAUCAACUUUUCAACUUUGAAGAGACCCCUUAAUUCCUCUUUUGAAUUAGCAAAUCAGAUUGAUGUCAGACCUUCAUAUGCUUGCAUUAAUGGUAAUCUACAAUUUAGAGAACCCACCUAUUCAAAAAAUUAUGAUGCCCCAAAAUGUUUUAAAAUAAGGGGUACACAUUCUGCUAGUGUGACCAGUCAUGUUACAUCAUAUCUCACUGAUAAUAAAAGUUUGAGGGGAAGUAAAUCAAUUUUUGUGACUAGCCCCAUUUGGAAUAAUCGAUGGUAUUCGUCGUCUGUUAGUAGUAACAGAGAUACUCCUAAAGGUUCAGAAGUUUCAACUGGUGCAAGUGCAAGUGGGUUUGUUAUGGAUACAGGUGAUGUAAGUGGAAGUGAGUGGGUUGGAAAUAUUAAGGAAGCUUGGCGAACUGCCGUAGAUGCUGUGACUUCUACGGGGGGAAAAGUGAAAGAGGCAUCUUCGAAAAUGACUCCUUAUGUUGAAAAUGUGCUUGAUGCACACCCUUAUCUAAGAGAUGUAAUUGUUCCUGUUGGUGGUACCUUAAUAGCUUGGGUGGUGCUUCCAAGACUUUUGAGGAGAUUUCACGAGUAUGCGAUGCAAGGAUCAGCUGUUUUGUUGCAUGGAAACUCCAUAUGGGGGAAGUUUUCUUAUGAGAAAAGUAUUUGGGGUGCUAUGGAGGAUCCCAUUCGAUAUUUAAUCACUUUCAUGGCAUUUUCACAAAUUGCUGUGAUGGUGGCACCACACACUAUUGCGUCACAAUGCCUUCUCCCGACUUGGAGAGCUGGUUCUAUUCUUUCAUUUAUCUGGUUUCUACAACGAUGGAAAACAAAUGUGAUCAGCAGAGCUUUGGUUGUCAAGGGUCUUGAAGUAGGUGAGCGUGAUCAGUUGUCGACUUUGGACAGAAUCUCUUCCAUUGGCCUCUACAUCCUUGGGUUAAUGACUUUAGCUGAAGUUUGUGGAGUAGCUGUACAAUCUAUUUUGACCGUUGGUGGAGUUGGAGGGGUGGCUACUGCUUUUGCUGCUAGAGACAUCCUUGGCAAUGUUCUUAGUGGGCUCUCCGUACAGCUUUCACGACCUUUUUCAGUUGGUGACACGAUAGAAGCUGGAUCAGUGGAAGGUCAAGUGGUUGCAAUGGGGCUUACUAAUACAUCAUUGUUGACUGUAGAAAAAUUCCCUGUUAUUGUCCCAAAUUCACUAUUUUCCAGUCAGUACUCCCUUCUAAUAAAAGAUCCUCGUUCUCAAGGAUUAAACAAGGGAAUCUUGUCUUCAAACAGUUGCAAACACCAUCUCAGGGUCAGGACAAUAAGGAUUGAACAAAUCAAUAGUAGGAGGAUGAAAUAUCUGAGAAGGCACUUCAUAGCAUCUUUUUAACGACGACACAUUAACAGUAGGACAGAAGUAGGCAACAAGAGAAGUGUAAGCCAGCGGACCAACUCUCCUAAUGAUCUGGAAUGGGUCAUAAUACUUAGCACAACCAACUUGUGGGAAGAAUGGUUAGAAAUUGUGGCUUGCUUGUAAGGUGCUGAAAUUUGUAAUACACCCAAUCUCCUACAUCAAAAUGUCUAUCACUUCUAUGAGAGUUGGCCUGUUGUUUCUUUCUUAGCUGAGCUCUCCUCAAGUGAUGCUUCUGCAGUUGAAGUUUAAGCUCUCUAUUCACCAAUGUACCAUCAACUUCAGAAGAAGCUGGUUCACCUGGUAGACAAGGGAGGUCCAAUGGCGGAGGUAUUCCAUAUAGUGAUUCAUAAGGAGUUGUGUGGAUUGCUGAAUGAUGAUAAGUUUUAUACUACUACUCAGCCAUUGGUAAGCAAGAAAACCAGUUGGAAGCAUCAUCAUUGCAAUAACACCUCAAGUAGGUCUCUAGGCAUCUGUUGAGUACCUCAGUUUGCCCAUCAGUCUAAGGGGGAUAUGCUGAAGAAGUAUGAAAGAGAACCCCUUGCUAUAUAAAAAGUUCCGGCCAAAAGGAACUUAAGAAAACAACAUUUAUAUCACUAGUAAUAGCAUCAGGCAACCCAUGUAGCCUAAUAAUUGUGUCCAAAAACACCUUAUCAACAAAUUGAGCUGUAUAAGGGUGUUUGAGUGGAAGAAAAGGACCAUAUUUGUUGAGUCUAUCCACUACCACCAAGAUUAAUUAUUAACCCUGUGACUUAGCCGACCAUCAAUUAAAUCCAUGCUAAUUUGAGACCAAACUACAUUAGGAAUAGGCAACGGUUGUAGUAGGUUUGUUUCGCUGGAACACAUCACGCUUCUGUAUAAAUUCCUUCACCUCCUCUCUCAUAUUCUUCCAAUAGAACAAUGUCAAUAGUCUUUGGAGAGUAGCUUCAACACCUGAAUGACCCCCAUGUGGACUAGCAUGCCAUAAAUUCAAAAUGUCAGUCCUUGAACUCUGCACUUUUCCAAUGACAAGUUUUACCUUUCUGCUCACUUGACCUUGCAUCUAAGUGAACUACCUAUGAAUAUCAGGGUUUGCCUGUAAUUCUUCAAUGAGUUGUUUGAGCUCUUGAUUUGAGCCCAGGUGACUCUUGAAAGUGCACUUGCCACUUUGUUCUCAAUCCCUCUUUUGUACUCAAUAGUGUAAUCAAAGGGCGCCAACUUGGUUAACCAUGAGAGUUGUGAGUUUGUGUGUAACUUCUGCUCCAUUAGAAACUUCAAGGUCUUCUAAUGAGUCCUAUGAGUAUAUGCAAUCCCUUUUUUGAAUGGUACCCUGUAACUUUCAAUGUUGUAUACCCAAAAGAGCCAUUCAAGGCAUGCAUAGAUAUCUCCAUGUGCUCUACUGGUUGAGUUAGUUCUAGAUGGUUAAGCACUUCCUUCAGUAUCUCCACUUCUUAUUCCUCCACUAGAUCAUGUAGUUCAUCAGUUUCUUCUAAGUCUAACAGGUAUAAAUGUUUGGAAUUUUUACACCUAUGUCCAGACAUGUACUUCUCACAACAGAAGUAACAAAGGCCCUUUGACCUCUUUUCAAUUUUCAUUGAUUUCCUCCGGACUCAGUGUCUUUCUAGUCACUCCUCUAGAAAAAUUAGCCCCAGGUGUAGGUAAGAUAGACUUAGCAUGGGUAGAUUUUUGAUCCAUAAACCUCCUUGAAUUCGUGUGGUGUUGUUUGUGCGCUGGUUGUCUAACAACAACUAAAUAAGCCUUGUGCAUUGUUGCAGUUCUUUAGACCCGUGAUAAUGAGGUGGGGCUAGUGAUCUUCACAACAAUGUUUUUACUCAUGUUUGAACCCUCCAAUAAAGCAACUGAUUGCAUUCUCUUGUGACAAAUCACCCUAGUCACAUUAAACACUGACUGAUAUUCCUUAACACUCCCCACUUAUUUGAUCUUUCUUGAUUUCCUCCAUGGGAUCAUCAAAAUCUAUCCCAAAUUUCUCAACCAUAGCCAUCACAUACUCAUUCCAAGUAGUUGGCUGUAAGUACUAUUUGUAUCUCAUGAAAGAAAGAUGCCAUUGGAUGGCUUCUCCUUCCAGUUGCAUUGUGUUGCGUUGCAUCUACUCUUACCUUUUCCUUUGCAGCUACGUUCUCCAUGGAAAAGAAUUGUUCAAUCUUGAACAACCACGAUCUUAAGUCUUCUCCUGAAAACCUAAGGAAUUCCAUUCUGGACCAUCUUGAGAAGUUCGAAUGAUGGGUGUUGUAAUUGGUAGGAUUCAUGGGCCUGUGAAUUCUCCCUUUAGAAUUGUGAAUUCUCUCUUCAGAAUGCCUUGCAGUCUAAGGACCAUCCUGUUCCAUAGGAGGUUAUUCCCUCAUAGAUUCUCGAUAGUGACCAAAUGUUCCUACAAUUACAUGAACCACUUGAUCCAAUCUCUUCACAUUUGUAACUUCCCCUACCAAAGUAUCCAUUUUCUCUGCCAAAUGUUGUAUCAUUUCCUUCAAUUCCCCCAUUUCUAUUGGAAAUUAUCGGUAGACCUUGUUCCUUUUGCCAUUAAAAUCCAAGGAUAGACUGACUCUGAUACUAAUGUUACUCGAUUGCGGGAAUUCUCAAUGAAUUCGAGAAUUGAGUUACUGUUUCAGGAGUAAGUAGUAACCUCGAGGAGACAGUUGAAGAAGAAGAACAAUUAAGAGAGAAGAAGGGAGUUUAGGAAGAGAGAAAAAUUCUAUAUUUCCAUGUAUGAUUGUACAAUGAGUUGAUUACAAGCUAUAUAGUAAUUGAAUGACUGAAAUGUACAACUAUUGAUUCACUAAUCUUACAGAAAUCAGUUAAAACUGCCUAACUGCUUUCACAGUAGUUGUCUAAUAGAAUUAACUACUUUCUGGAAGGCAGAAUCUAACCCUAACUCCUUAAUUGUGUAUAAAACUGUCAGCUCAGUAAACACAAUAAACUUAUAAAGCUAAGGAGCUGUUUAGUUCCAUCUACUCUUCGUCGUUGUUUGGGGAAGUUAUCACUUUUGGGAGAAUUUUUACCUGAGAUCUCUACCUAGUAUUAACUAGCAUGGUCGUGAGUUGCUACACCUAAGUACUAGCUACUAUCCUACUGCAUAUAGAAGCUUUAGAUGACUUAAAGAUGUGCCUUCUUCGUUCAAUAAGGGGUAGAACUGUCCAGAUAUCAGUGUACGAUUAUAUCUUAGUUCCCUUAAAAGGUGUUUUCUCUAGUUUUACUAAAGUGAAGUUAUAACAAGCUACUAAGAAUAUAGUCUAUAAGUGGUUAGGAGGCUGAAAGUGCUUAUUUUUUUAAAGAAGGUGUGGUGUUUUACCAAACCAUUGGGAGAAAUUAAGUGCUUUUGGGGAGUAGCAGAAAUUGUUUAUCAUAAGCUAAAAAAGUAGCUUCCUCUGUAAGCAAUUUUGAGAAAAUACACUUAGAAGCACUUUUUAAAAGCUUAGCCAAACACUUAUUGCUACUCAAAAGUGCUAUUUAAAUUUAUUGGCCAAAUACAUAUUGUUUCUCACCAAAAGUAUCUUUUUUGACAAGUACAUUUCAAAAUAAGUUGAUUCUAGAAGCUCUUCCAAAACAUGCUACUAGGUAUAUCUUGUUUAGCCAAGCUUUUAGGAGGCAAAAAAUGCUUAUUUUAAGAAAGUGAGAUGAUUGGUUAAGAGUCCGCUGCUAAAAACUGGUAUUGUCCAUUUGUCUUUCUAUACCAUUUGAUUCUGUCUUGGCUGUGAUCAUCUGGAGAGCGGCCCUCUAAUUUGGAUAGUAGUUGUAGCAAACUGUUUAGUUCCCAAAAUUGGAAAUUCCUUCUGAACAAUGGUGUCCAUGCAUUAUUUUCCCUGUUCUGGGAGAUAGUAGAGUAUGGUCAGAGGCUAUUGAGAUGAGAGAAGGGAUUCACUUUGGAGAGUAGUGUUCCCUGUCGAUUUGUCCUUCCAAAAUUUAAUUUGAAUGCUAUUACCUGCUUUGUAGCUGCAUUGCUUGGUUAAAAACUUUAAAUCAUCCCACAACUUUUCUAUGUGAGCACAUUCUGUAAGCAACAGAAGAAAAAAGAGGCACCAUACUGCUACUUGUCUAGAAUUAUGACCUUGAAAGAGAGAUUUUAUGCUCCGAUAUUUACUUUUUUAAUAAUUCUCUGUUCCC